GUGGCCAAGACCUGGAAGCCUGGGCCAAUGCAGGCAGUGCCAAGGGCCGUCCACACGAUCCGAACUUGUUCACCAGCGAGAGGCCUCAGCAAGGCGAGAAUUUGGAUUGCCGGCAGUAUGACUCGAUCCAUGACCCUGAAGCCGCCUCUGUGGAAGGUUGGUAUCGAGAGGUGAACAGCUGCCCCAAGGGUGGUUGGCAGGAGCACUCUUUGUUGUUUGAAUGCCUGAGGUCGCUGGGAAAUGUUGGGAAGAGGCUCUAAGAAUCUUUUCACCAUUUUUCACCAGAAUCAAGAAAUUGUUUGAACAUAUGUAGAACUAAACCUGAGAGAUUUGGCAUGUGAGAGGCGACGACUAGAACAUAUUUGAGAGCGAACCCCAGGAUGGCUGUGGGGGUGUCUUGAAUCACUACACCACGCUCAUCUGGAAAGAUGCGCGGCGGCUGUUUUGCUUCGUGGGACUGCGGGGCGACAUGCGUGUGGUGAGCUGCCGCUACGCCGCGGAGGGGGACGACUCCAGUGGUUGCCAAGUGCCAAACACAGUGGGGCCACCAGGCAGUGAAGGAUGCCAAUUGGGCGCCGGUGUACCAAACCACGUGCCGGAGGUCCCAGGCAAAAAGAAACACUGCCCGCCCAAGUGGACACCACCCCCACCUGGGGCACCAGUGGGCGCACCUGCACCUGCAGCAGCUGCACCUGCUGUGCCGGGUUUGGGAUGCGUGGAACACGCCUGCAUGACGAGUUGCAUCCAAAAGAACCAGUUGAGCACCUGUGAGAGAUGUUUGAACUCAGAACAAUGUGGAGGAGGCAUGUACUGCUGCCCUUUCAUGAAAAAGUGUGUGAGCAGUGGCGAUCAGAAGUGCAUGACACCCAUUGCCUUUUGUCAGCCACCCUGCAUGGACAGCCAGCCCUUUGAGCAGUGCAAGUGCAAUCCUAAAGGAUCUCCGGAUGUCUUCCCCCAGGGCUGGCAGAAGUACACUUGCAAGGUUGGGCAAAAUCCAGUGCCAGUGACAACCACGCCCACUCCAACUUCUCCUCCUACCAAGCUGAUUUUCACCGGCAUCAAAGAUCAGAAUCAAUGGACUCGGAUGAAUAGUUGGAUGGGACAACAGAUGGGAGGCUGGAAAGCAACCAAUAUGUGCGCAAGUGUUGAGGCUACCACUCCUUCUGCGCAACAGCAGAAUGUGUUUACUUCUGCCAAGGGGAUCUUCGUCCUUGGUUUUAGUGCCAUGUCACCUCUGAAUCCAGGCAAUGCGGGCAUCGCCACGUUUGAAGGCCUCAAGCCCACGGUCCAGCAAACCAACCAGGCGGACAUGGAUCAGGUUUGUUCAACCCAACGGCUAUGGAGCACCAAUUCUGCACCGAGAGACGCAAUGUCCAUGCUGCUUCCCGGAGGCCUCUCGAAGGCGUCUGCUUGGGGUAUGGCAGCCUUUGUCACCCUCGUCACCUGUGGCCUCUUCCUUGCGGUGGCUGCCCGCCGGCGCCAGGAGAGGCCUUUGGACGCUGAGUGGGGAGAUGUGCGAGAUGUGGCCGAUGCCUCCUCACUGCUGGGUUGAGGCACAACGAAGGAUCAUCGUCUCCUCGUAGGCCUUCGAACACUUCAGUGAGAAGCAAGGGGCUUUGUGCGAUUGAGUGACGUUACCUGGAAAGACCCCGAUGAGCCAUUUCCACACUAGGAAGAGGGCCAAGGGCUUCAUGGAAGCUUCGGGGUGGAGUUGUGUCCUUUUGAGGGGAAGGAUGUGGCCCUCACUUCAACCAUGUGUGAACAGAUCUCCCUCAGAAAC
Durusdinium trenchii is the source of this 1780-nucleotide messenger RNA. NCBI's taxonomy places the organism in Eukaryota, Dinophyceae, Suessiales, Symbiodiniaceae. The record is from the annotation of a GenBank genome assembly.